UUGACUGCCGAUGACGAGAAUUCUCGUCAUUUUGGACUUUGCGUUUAGUGUCAACAGAAUGCAUCUUCUCGUCAUGAAAUUAAUGACUGAAACAAGAUUAUCUCCUGGCUCGAUCCCAACUAUAUAGACUCUCCUAAGUCCGACGCCUCAUUGGGAGCGUAAAACGACAACUCGAUACACUCGAUUGCAACUGUACGAAAUGUCGAACAAAGUGCCGUGUGAUUGAGUUACGCGAGUGAGUGUUGCGCAAGUGCGAGAAGGAAUUUCUGAGAGGAGGAGGAGGCUUGGGAGGCAUCGGGCACCGGCGGAGCAACCAUAAAAUCAACGUAGUCGUGCUACAAUUCCGCGCUGCUGCGCAUCGUAUCGAUUUUUCGGCAAACCCGGAGGUCGAGCAGCUGUUGCCGAGCGCCGAGGCAGGCGAUGACACGUCAAACACACGUAUGAGAAGACUUCAACCAGACGAGCGGUUGUCCAUGAACGAGUUGUAUCUUCAAGGUGGCGUUUCGUCAUCGCUUCAGGACAAAUCCGCGUCAUUAAAUCAUAACGCACACAUAGGGGAGAGCUCGAGCGGUCCGACGGCUGUGAUAACGCCGUCCUCGAUCGUCGCAAACGGCAACGAGAGUAAUGACGAUCCGCCGCCUUAUGCCACGAUUCCGCCGCCUUAUAGCGCGAUCUCGCCACCGGAUCACAUCGGUUGGCCGUACGGACUUUUUUCAUUCGGCGAUUCGUCGUAUUCCACGGACGGGACGACUCGUAGGAUGGAAAUACCGUUGACACCUUUCCAAGCCUGUCUGGCACCGGCAGCGAGUUUCCAUCCCGAAGGGAUUAACGGUCAAUACGCGUAUCCGAUGCCCUUAAUGCCUUACCAGUUUUUCAAGUUUGGUUGCCGCAGGAGCUCUUUCGUGCCGAGGGAAAUGGCGGACGACGGGAUCGCGGAGAAAAUCGACGAUAGAAAAUCACGAAGAUACGGCGCUAUCCUUGUGGCAGCGGCGGUCAUCAUCUUUCUCAUGGCCCUCUCCUUGAUGGUUCGCUUCAUCAUGGAAAAGAGUUGGUGGCGAAGAUAGCUUAUCAAUGGAAUUGAUGAAUACCUCGAAAGUGUUAAAUUCCAACUUACGAGAGAUUAAUUAACGAUCUAUAAUUAGACUUUAUUAACCUAACAUAAUUUACUUUAGCAGGUACUUUAUAUAGUUUCUGAGAUAGCUCAUAUUGGUUAUCUCUAAUUUUCUCUGUCUCUUUUUUAUACUUCUCUCACCGAAGUCUGUCAUUAAGUAAAGAAGCAUAUCAAAAGUA
This is a messenger RNA of Temnothorax curvispinosus, 1290 nucleotides long. RefSeq lists its product as uncharacterized. The transcript has 6 exons. Bases 441 to 1064 code for a protein of 207 amino acids. NCBI's taxonomy places the organism in Eukaryota, Metazoa, Arthropoda, Insecta, Hymenoptera, Formicidae. The record is from RefSeq and is a predicted model, not a curated record.